AUGUCGACCAACGGUAGUGGCACAGGCCCAGAGAAGCCGCAAUACAUUGGCUUCCCUCACCUGGAGCCAGGUACAGUUAUCGAUGGCAAGCAAGCCUUGAACAGAUGGUCGUCUACCCUUACAAGAGACCAUAACUUCCCCGGAGCCCAAGCAAUGUUGUAUGCGGCCGGUGUGCCAAAUCGAGACAUGAUGAAGACUGCCCCACACGUCGGAAUUGCAUCGGUAUGGUGGGAAGGUAACCCUUGCAACACCCACUUGAACAACCUCGGAAAGAUAGUGAAGGACGCGGUUCAAAAACAAGGCAUGCUUGGGUGGCAGUUCAAUACAGUCGGCGUUUCGGAUGGUAUCACAAUGGGUGGAGAGGGCAUGCGAUUCUCGCUCCUAACACGAGAGAUUAUUGCAGAUUCGAUUGAGACUCUUACUUGUGCUCAACAUCAUGACGCUAAUAUCUCGAUCCCGGGAUGUGACAAGAAUAUGCCUGGAGUCGUGAUGGCUGCUGCCAGAUACAAUCGACCGUUCGUAAUGAUUUACGGAGGAACUAUGAAGAAAGGCUUCUCCAAGCUUCUGAACAAGACUGUCAACAUCAGUACAUGUUACGAAGCCUCUGGAGCUUUUGUGUACGGUAGACUUAAGGCUGCCGAGAAUCCUGGCGAAAAGGGCUGUACGCCAAGCGAUGUCAUGGACGACCUCGAACAACACGCUUGUCCAGGUGUAGGAGCAUGCGGAGGAAUGUACACAGCCAACACGAUGUCGACAGCCAUUGAAGCUAUGGGUCUUUGCCUCCCAGGAUCGUCCUCCAACCCAGCAGAGUCGCCAGCCAAGAUGCGAGAAUGUGUCAAAGCAGCUGAAGCCAUUAAGAUCUGUAUGGAGAAGAAUAUCCGGGCUCGGGAUCUGAUGACUAAAGAGUCGUUCGAAAAUGCUCUAGUCAUGACGAUGGCUUUAGGGGGCUCGACAAAUGGUGUCCUUCACUUCCUCGCCAUGGCUGGCACAGCUGAAGUACCCCUGACACUAGAUGACGUCCAAAGAGUCAGCGACAAGAUUCCAUUCUUGGCAGAUCUAGCUCCCAGUGGAAAAUACUUCAUGGAGGACCUCUACAACAUCGGCGGUACCCCUUCGGUGUUAAAGCUCCUAGUCGCAGCAGGCCUCAUGAACGGCAACAUUCUCACCGUCACCGGUAAGACUCUCGCCGAAAACAUCGAACCUUUCCCCUCUCUACGACAAGAUCAAGUAAUCAUCCGACCCAUCUCCAAUCCAAUUAAGUCGAGCGGACAUCUCCAGAUCCUGCGUGGAAACCUUGCACCGGGUGGCGCUGUCGCGAAGAUUACAGGCAAAGAGGGACUGGUGUUUAUCGGUAAGGCCAUGGUGUUCAACAAGGAACAUGAGCUUGAUGCAGCCCUCUUCCAAGGCAAAAUCCCGCGGGGUGAAAACUUGGUCCUGAUUGUGAGAUAUGAGGGUCCAAAGGGAGGACCUGGUAUGCCGGAGCAGUUGAAGGCUUCUGCGGCGAUCAUGGGUGCCGGACUUACGAAUGUGGCGUUGAUUACUGAUGGACGAUACUCUGGUGCCAGCCAUGGCUUUAUCGUGGGACAUAUCGUGCCUGAAGCUGCAGUUGGAGGCCCCAUCGCAGUCGUCCAGGAUGGCGACAUUGUCACCAUCUCAGCGGAGACAAACACCCUCAGUAUGGACGUCAGUGACGCAGAGGUCGCAGAACGCUUGAAGGCAUGGAAGCCCCCCAAGAGUCAAGUAAAUCGUGGAGUACUUGCGAAGUAUCAGAAGCUCGUAGGUGAUGCUUCUCAUGGGGCAAUGACUGAUCUGUUUUGA
This is a messenger RNA of Drepanopeziza brunnea f. sp. 'multigermtubi' MB_m1, 1818 nucleotides long. RefSeq lists its product as uncharacterized. The record is from RefSeq and is a predicted model, not a curated record. Gene Ontology annotation, molecular function: dihydroxy-acid dehydratase activity. Gene Ontology annotation, biological process: branched-chain amino acid biosynthetic process. Gene Ontology annotation, cellular component: mitochondrion. Lineage: Eukaryota; Fungi; Ascomycota; Leotiomycetes; Helotiales; Drepanopezizaceae.